Molecule: messenger RNA, 951 nt
Organism: Anopheles marshallii
Lineage: Eukaryota; Metazoa; Arthropoda; Insecta; Diptera; Culicidae
Product: inactive hydroxysteroid dehydrogenase-like protein 1
Exons: 3
Coding region: 1-951 (316 amino acids)
Cellular component (GO): endoplasmic reticulum
Molecular function (GO): oxidoreductase activity
Source: RefSeq, a predicted model, not a curated record
AUGUUCUGUUCAUUACUGACGUGGCUCGGACUGUACGUUGCUGCGGUUUGGUUGUACGAAAAUCUUCGUACUCCCGUACUGCUGGUACUAAGAAGCAUUAAGCAGUUAGUGUUCCGCCAGAAACUCUCUCAGCGAUACGGCAAAUGGGCCGUCAUAACCGGUGCAUCGGAUGGCAUUGGGAAGGGUUACGCACAUUAUCUCGCCCGGCAGGGCAUGGCGAUAGUGUUGGUAGCUCGCAAUGAAGCCAAGCUCGCUAAAGUGGCCGCCGAAAUCAAAUCGAAACACGGUGUGGAAACGAAAAUUGUUGUAGCCGAUUUCUCCAAGGGACGAGAGAUCUAUCCGCAUCUUGAAAAGGCGCUCGUUCCAUUGGAUAUAGGCAUCCUUGUGAACAAUGUUGGCAUUUUCGAUACACCGAUGUACGUGGACGAAGUACCUCAACAGAAGCUGUGGGACUUUAUCCAUGUGAAUGUGGCCGCUGCAACACUGUUGUGCAAUAUUCUCGCGCCCGCGAUGAAACGUCGGCAACGUGGCCUCAUCGUGAACGUGUCCUCGAUCGCGUCAGUGUGUCCAGCGCCCUGUUUGGCGACUUAUGCCGCGUCGAAAGCGUACGUGACAAGCUUCUCGGUGGCCUUGGCUGAAGAGUUGCGCCCGUUUGGUGUUGAGGUCCAAACCGUGCUGCCUUCCUUUGUACACACCAAUAUGUCCGACUACAUGGUUAAGGAUGCGAAGGACCCAUGGAGGAAAAAAUAUAUGGUCACCGUGGAUAACUUCAUGGCGUACGCAGGAUGCACGAUCGGUAAGGUGGACUUCACUUCCGGCCACUGGUCACACGGGUUACAGUUUGCUGUUCUCUAUCUGUUUCCGGAAUUUGUGCGAGUGUUUGUUCUUGGUAGAGUGAACAAGAAGUUGCGCGAGGAUUUUCAUGUUCAAAAGAAGACUAAAGUGCGAUAA